This is a messenger RNA of Nakaseomyces glabratus, 1011 nucleotides long. RefSeq names its product Aim23p (gene AIM23). Lineage: Eukaryota; Fungi; Ascomycota; Saccharomycetes; Saccharomycetales; Saccharomycetaceae. The record is from RefSeq and is a predicted model, not a curated record.
AUGAUAAGAUCAAUAUUGUGCUGCAGGCCAGUGCGACAGUUCCAUAGCAGUUUCCUAAGCCUCAAUAGCGCAUCACCGGCAUUAAAUGCAGGUAUAGCAAUUGAUGCCUGGCUCAAGAGAGGCACUGCGAAAUCAAAUAUCAAGAACAGAAAGAAAUAUGAUCAUCACCACAACGGUGAAAAUCGGAGGCGAAAGAAACCGAUGGCUGUUAGAUGGAGUUCAGGUACUGAAAGGGCAAAAGAAGCUGCUAACCACAUGCUAUCAAAGGUUUUUGAGACAAACUCUAAAGGUAACAUAAGGUUUUUUAAUCAAAUUUCUGGUAAAGUUGAGGACUCUAAUAUCAGGGAAUUUGCUAAAGGAAUUGAUUUAAGUCAACAUGGGAUAAACAUUGUUAAUAUCAUUAAUACUGAAACUGAACAACUACCAUUUGUUAAACUUGUAGAUACUAAGACAGCUCUAAAGAAAUACUCUGACUAUUUGGCAGAAAAGAAGGAAGAAGAGCUGAAAUCGAUGGGUCUGUUACCAAGAAAGUUCUUCGAAAAUUCUAAAACAAACGAGGACAACCUUAAACACAUCAAGAUCUCGUGGAGUAUAAAAGAGGAUGACCUAGCAAAACAAAAGGCUCAUGAUAUUACGUCGAUGCUGAAAAAGGGAAACAAAGUUAAUUUAUAUAUAGCAGAUAAAGAAGACCUUGGUGGUUCUAAGUGGAUGGAAAACUUUGAAAAUGUAGAAGAAGAAAAACCUCCUUCUAAGAAACGAUUAAGACCAUCCGAGAUUGAGAGGAGAGAAUCAAUAAUUGAGCAAUUAAAACUCUUGGUUUCUGAUAUAUCUACCGAUCCUAUUAUUGAAGGUAGAGCAAACGGUAAAAUGAUUAUAAGACUCACUCCAAAAGUAAAUAAAGAUGACAGUAUUGAUAAGAGAUCUUUGAAAGAACUAAAAAAGCAGCAACGAAUAGAAAAGCUAAAUAAAAAAUUACAAAGAAAAAAAGAGAGGGAGCUGCAAGAUGAUUAA